AGGAAGUUGGGGAAAUCCAACUUUCACUUUGAAAACUACGUCAUCCUGUAAAAUUUUCCCAAGAAAAUGGACCAAACAAGAUUAAGAGCCACUAACAAUUAUGUAUACAGUGUUUCCGAAGAUUUAAUUGGGAAAGGAGCAACAUGUGAAGUCUAUCGUGGCAUCCACAAGGAGUCAGGACAGAUUCAUGCUUUGAAAAUAUUCGAGCGACGACUCAAGGUGGUGGCGGAACGAGAAAUAGAGGCGUUGAGAUCGCUGAAGCAUGAAAAUAUUGUGGAAUUCAUUGGGCAGGAAACGGAUAAAGACACAGGUAGGGUGGUGGCUGUUAUGGAGUACUGCGACAAAAGUCUGUACAGCGCCCUGUGUGAGCCUGAGCAUCGAAGUGGACUUUCAGAGUCAGAAUUCAUACGGUUCUUUAAACACACAGUUGAGGGGAUGAAACAUCUCAGACAACAUGACUUUCUACACAGGGACAUAAAACCGGGAAACAUCCUGGUGUCCCAGGAUGACGACGGCAGCUAUGUGUACAAGUUGACAGAUUUUGGCACGGCCAAGCCAGUACUGGAAACAGAGGCCUUUCAGUCAUUGGUUGGAACAGAAGAAUACUUGCAUCCAAACAUUUUCAAAGCAGCAUUUAUCGAGCCAGGGAAAGCCCGACAGUUUGAUGCGGCGGCAGAUUUGUGGAGUCUUGGAGCAACGUUGUACCAUGCAGCAACGGGACGAGUUCCGUUCCAGCCUCACCAGGGAAGAAGCAACAAACUCGUUAUGUUUGAGAUGAUAGCCAAAAAGCCGUUUGGAGUGAUAGGUGUGGAACAGAAGUCUGACGGCGGAGAUUUGAUCUGGAUCACUGAACUGCCUAAUCAACGAUACUCAAGAUGGUUACGAGAUGCGCUCACUGACAUCUUGAAGCGCUUGAUGGAGGGGGAUCCUACAAAGGCCAUGACCUUUGACGCCUUCUUCAACGCGGCAGACGACAUUCUCAGCCGCCAUAUUGUUUUCUUUUUCUCGACCACAUCUGCGCGACAUUUCCGACUGUAUAUGCAACAGGAUUCUGUAUUUGCUGACAUCCAGCAUGAGGUAAAAGUUGAAACGAACAUUCCGCCAAAGGACCAAUUGAUACAUUACGAGGGUUGUCUCCUUCGUGACGUCGUUGGAGAAAUGGACCCACUUUGCACGUACCCAAAAAUGAGCGAGGAAACACCUCUUGUGAUGAUACGGUCGACUGCUGUCGAUCAGUGUGUGAUGCCUGAUGAGGUCAAAUUCUGGUACAAUGACCCACUUUUUGAAAACAUUCCAUCGUUUUAUCAAUCAACAAACAUGGAAUAUGACUUGCGUGUUGCGAAGACGAUUUGUGACUCGAUCGCCCUCGUUCAGAGUCAUGUUCAGCUUGCUUGCCUCACUCAACAGUUGUUUGAAAAGAUCAUCGGUCGAACAGAACGGUGGAAAGAAAUCUUGGUUUCCCGACUCCAAACAGAGGUCGAACUAUAUCGGUACCGGGUUAAAGAUCUCGUGCACAUACAUUCCGCCAUAGCACGUGCAGGCGUCAUGCCGAACCCUGGUGUCUCCAUUGAUGAUAUCAAGUCGAGAAUCAACAGUUGUAGCAGUUUUAUGAAGCGCAUCCAGGAGUUUGCUUCCGACAACCCAAUACCAACAUUUACGGGCGGAUGUGCUGAUGAAAGCAAGUGCCAGAAGAAGAUUGGCAGAUUCCUGGAACAAGCUAAGGACAAGAAGGUUGUGAUUGACAUCAAAAAGCGGCAAAGGAGGGCCCUGAAUUUCCAUGAAGAAAAAAUUCACAAGUUUGACAAGAAGCAGUUGUCAGUCCUGUACAAUAAGGCGUUCAAACUCUGGACAGAACACUGCAGUCUCAAAGUGGCCGAAAUCCACAAACAUUUUCUACAGUGGCACAGGAUGUUUGCCAGACUUCAAACGCAAAUCGAAAUGCUACAGAAAGAAAUCAAGGGAACUAAUUCAGCAAUCAAGAAAUACACCCGUCAAUUUCAGACUGGGUUAGAACCAGGACUAUCCACCAACAUGAGUGGAACCAGUCUAAGCUCUCUUGAUAUGGACAGCCAGCCUCCGAUGUCGACCUUGACAGCUCCGUAUGUAUCAGUCGUAACGUCUGGGCAGACCAGACGAAAGGAGUUGACGGCAAACUUGAUCAAUCGAUUAGACGAUGUGAGAGAUGGCCAAAGUGAGUUAAAGCGAAUGGUUAGCGAAAAUGACAAACUUCAACAAAAGAGCAUGCAGUUGAUGGACCUUGAAGAUUUGACCUUGACCGAUAUUGACUCAGGCACAAGUUUGGGAACAAAUGGCUCAUAGUUUGAGGGACUCUGUGAUAUUUCAUGAACUUCUAAAUACACAUUUAUUAUUUAGAUAUUUUUUUUUUAUUUUUUUAUUUUUAUUUUUAUGAUUUAUAUGCUUUACGGAAAACACUGAAAUAGUUUUGAAAGAAACAAGAUUAUAUUUUGUUUUGCAAUGAAAUAUGUUUAAACAUGUUAGUGUUUUGUGUGUUUUAAGCUGAUCUAGCUUUAAAAAGUAUAUGCGUGAACAUAUAUUACCAUUUUACCUAGGGUUUGUAAGAGAAUGGAUAUACAUGUACAUGAAUUGCUGAAAAGGUUGAAAAAUUGUUUCUACAUGUAUCCUAGAUUUUACAUAUUUGAUUCAGUGCAAAUUAUUAUGAUGCAACAUGUUUAUUGAUUCGGGUCUGGCCAUAUUCGAAGGAUGCAGUGGAAAUUUUAUGACCGUAUGUGCAACUUGUUGAUUGAUUCGGGUUUGGCCAUAUUUGAAUGAUGCAGUGCAAAUUUUAUGACCGUAUGUUCAACUUGUUUAUUGGUUCGGUCCUGGCCAUAUUUGAAUGAUGCAGUGCAAAUUAUUAUGACCGUUUGUGCAACUUGUUUAUUGGUUUGGGUCAGGCCAUAUUUGAAUGAUGCAGUGCAAACUAUUAUGACCGUAUGUGCAACUUGUUUAUUGGUUCGGGUCAGGCCAUAUUUGAAUGAUGCAGUGCAAACUAUUAUGACCGUAUAUGCAACUUGUUUAUUGAUCGGGGUCAGGCCAAAUUGAUUAAAUGUUUAACAUCAUUGGACGGGAAGGUUAUUUUAACUUUAAGAGUGAGACGAGCAACAUUUAUCUAAAUCUAAAUUAAGCAAACAAAUAUAAUAGAAUGAGACCAGCAACAUUUAUCAAAAUAUAAAUUAAGCAAACAAAUAUAAUAUGCUGGAAGUUGAUUUCUUACAUAACAAUAAUCCGGGUAAAAAUAUGACACACUGGGAGUCUCAGUCUUCCAUUUGUUUAAAAUCUCAUUAACAGUCCGGGAUAAAUAAAAACCAGCUACACCGGUUUCAAUUUUCAAUUUACGCACCAACUUUUUAGCCAUUUUUUGUUACUGAAAUUGGUCCGACAAAGUCAGAUUCGGUCCAGGUCGGGAUAUUGUCGAUUUUUAGAAACUCUGCUUGGUGAUUUACUGGUUUAAAUGUAUGAACAUGCAUAUGUGUAUGAUGACUUUCAUUGGUGAAAUCUGCUAUAAGGUAAAAAAAUAUAGUUAACACUGGGAAGGGAAAACUUGUUUAAAUGAACCUGCAAAUGUAUAUGCUGUUUUCAUUGGUAAAACUGCUAUCAGGUCAAAAUAUAUAGUUUACACUGGGAGAAGUUAACUUCUUUAAAUGUAUGAAUCUGCAAUUGUGUAAGAUGUUUUUCAUCGUUAAAUCUGAUAUCGGGGUCAUUUGUGGUAUAGAUAUGAGAUCUGAUUUUCCCUUGCCACUUUCUUUUUCCUGCACGUUGGUAGGUUUUGAAAAUGGAGCUUGACCCUAAACAAUGAAACUGUUUGGCAUGGUCACAUUUGAUGUCUUGUAUCUUUAUUCAAUAAAACAGAUCUGCAGGCCCCAGUUUCUUAAAAAAUCUUACAGUGCUUGUUAUCAGGAUUAAGCUUAAAUACUUUUUUGUAUAAUCAAAUUAUAUUCUCAUUUUUUUUUUCAAAACAUAGAAAUUAUCUUUCUAAUGAUCACAAUGUUUUUUAUUUUUUAUUUUUUGUUAAUUUAAGUUUAAGUCACGUUAUUUGGUUUAAUGAAAUAAGAUACUUAAGCUAACCAGGUCAAAGAUUUUUCGAGUAGUUUUGACCAGUUCUUUUAUCAAAAAAGAGGAUAGCUGUAAUAUUAUAAAAAUGUCAUUGUAAUAUCUGUGUUCUGAAUACAGGUAUAUAAGAAUAAUAUUCAAUUAGAUUAAGCACUUUUAAUUAACUCAUUUAUAUUUUUAAAGGGUCAUACAUCGAAAAACAUAAUUUGUAUGAAAUAUGAGCAAGACGCUUGAAACCUGAUAGAACAUUGUCACGAGCUCGAAAAUUGCUAUUUUGUUAACAGAUAUAAAAUGCAAUACAAAUUCUCUAUUGUGGCAAGAAAUCUUAGUAAUGCUUUUGAAAAUUUAGUUUUAAUCUGUCGAUGAUUCCUUUUGAAAAACAUAAUACAAGUCAUGUAAUGUGAUUAAUAUGCGUAAUAAUUGUUUCAAUUAUUUGUUACUGAGGCGAUAUUUAUAGAAUUGUUUAAGUCUUUUUCUUAACUUAAGUCAUUUCCUAACUGAUGACAUUUUCCUAACUUACAACAAUGUAUUUCAUUUUCCUAACUUAAGUCAUUUUCUUUACGUAUGAAACUUCUCUUAUAUGAUAUAUUACGUUAAUAUUGAUAAUAUCUUAAAUGCUUGCUAUUUAACCAAUCUAUCAUAAAUACGUACUUUUUUGUUAAAACAAAUCAACGUCUUUUAAUUUGUCUAUGAACAACUUAGGAAACCGAAUUAAGUAUAGAAAUAUCUUAAGAAGUUGAAUACUGCCUCUGUAUUUCUGUGUUAAAUUGACUUGAUUGUGAAUCCAUACAAGAUCAUUGAAAUAAAGUGAAAUAUCAUUUAGAUAA
Mya arenaria is the source of this 4895-nucleotide messenger RNA. RefSeq names its product serine/threonine-protein kinase TBK1-like. Gene Ontology annotation, molecular function: ATP binding; protein serine/threonine kinase activity. Bases 67 to 2319 code for a protein of 750 amino acids. Gene Ontology annotation, cellular component: cytoplasm. The transcript has 17 exons. Gene Ontology annotation, biological process: peptidyl-serine phosphorylation. NCBI's taxonomy places the organism in Eukaryota, Metazoa, Mollusca, Bivalvia, Myida, Myidae. The record is from RefSeq and is a predicted model, not a curated record.